Messenger RNA from Scomber scombrus (Atlantic mackerel), 3326 nucleotides. RefSeq names its product long-chain fatty acid transport protein 6. NCBI's taxonomy places the organism in Eukaryota, Metazoa, Chordata, Actinopteri, Scombriformes, Scombridae. Bases 40 to 1896 code for a protein of 618 amino acids. The transcript is spliced from 10 exons. Gene Ontology annotation, molecular function: long-chain fatty acid transmembrane transporter activity; long-chain fatty acid-CoA ligase activity. The record is from RefSeq and is a predicted model, not a curated record.
GUCUUUAAGUGAGGAGCAGCGCAGUGUUUUAACGUCAACAUGAUAACUGUGGCGUUAAGCAGCGUUUUAGCAGGAUUGCUGGCACUUCUUCUCUACCAGAGAAUGACUUAUCCCUUCUUCUGGGUGGAUUUGAUUUAUUACUUCAAACUCCGGAGGUACGGGAAGACGUUGCGGGCUCGUAUGCAGAAAGGAAUCAUCACAUACCUCGACUGCUUUCUCCAGCAGGCGAGGAAGAACCCGAACAAACCUUUCAUUAUCUACGAAAACCAGAAGCUGACAUACCAGGAUGUGGACAGGAGAAGUAACCAGUUUGCAAACGCGUUCAGGACCGAAGGCUCUCUGAAACAAGGAGACAUUGUUGCUGUGUUGAUGUGCAACGAACCGGACUUUAUGUGUGUGUGGUUGGGAUUGUGUAAACUGGGAUGUGAAAUCGCGUUUCUCAACGUCAACAUUAAAGCCAAAACUCUGCUUCACUGCUUUCACAGCUGUGGAGCCAAGACGCUUGUUGUUGGCGCAGAUAUGGUGAGUUUGGUGGAGGAGGUGCUACCUGACCUGAAGAAUGACAACAUGGCUGUAUGGGUGGUGGAUCACUCAUCAACCUCUGAGAUUAUCAACAGUUUACUCGAUAAGGUGGAAAACAUGUCUGCAGAAAACUUAAGUGACCUUCCUAAGGUUGACGUCAUGUCCAACUUCCUCUUCAUCUUUACUUCAGGCACCACAGGUCUCUCUAAGGCAGCCCGUGUAGGUCAUCUUAAAGCCAUUAUGAGUAUGGCCUUCUUUCAAAUGUGUGGAGCCACAUCUAAUGACGUCAUCUACAUCACUCUUCCUCUUUAUCACAUGUCUGCUUCGCUGUUAGGGAUUGGUGGAUGCAUACACCUCGGUGCAACAUGUGUCUUAAAAAAGAAGUUUUCUGCCAGUCAGUUUUGGAAGGAUUGUGUGAAAUACAAUGUGACUGUGGUGCAGUACAUAGGAGAGCUCUGUCGAUACCUAGUCAACCAUCCCAUGGUUCCAGAAGAGAGAGCACACAACGUUCGUCUAGCAGCAGGAAGUGGUCUCAGGUCGGAUGUGUGGAAGGAGUUUGUCAAACGCUUUGGCAGAAUCAAGAUCAGGGAGGGUUAUGGCUUGACUGAGGCCAGCAUCGGCUUCCUCAACUACACAGAUGAAGUGGGACCGAUUGGCAGGGCGAGCUACUUCAACAAGCUGUCUAUGCCAUUUGAGCUCUUGAGAUAUGACCCACAAACAUACGAGCCAGUACGAACAGACAGUGGAAGAUGCUUACGAAUACAAAUAGGAGAGCCAGGUAUUCUGGUAGCUCCUCUGACAGCUGUGAACCAGUUCCUGGGCUAUGCUGGAAACAAAGUCCAGUCUGAGAAGAAGCUGGUAAGGGAUGUGUUCAAGGUUGGUGACGUCUAUUUCAACACUGGAGACCUCUUGUUCCACGACAACAGAGACUUUCUGUAUUUCAGUGACCGCAUUGGAGACACCUUCAGGUGGAAAGGAGAGAAUGUUGCCACUACAGAGGUCUCUGAAGUUUUAGGUUAUCUUGAUUUCAUCCAGGAGGUCAACGUCUAUGGAGUCACCGUACCAGGAUAUGAAGGUCGGGCAGGCAUGGCUUCUAUCGUCAUCAAACAGGAUCACAAAUUAAAUGGCCCAAAACUCUACAGCCAUUUAGUAAAAACACUCCCUGCAUAUGCCUGGCCAAGGUUCCUCAGAAUACAGACCUCUCUGGAUGUGACAGAGACAUUCAAGCAACAGAAGAUGAAGCUGGUCCAGGAGGGGUUUAACCCAGAGAUCACACAGGAUCCUCUCCACUUCCUAGAUAACUCUCAGAAGGACUAUAUUCUCCUGACAGAAUCUCUUUAUCAAGAUAUUGUGUCUGGAAAAAUCACUCUAUAAACAAUUUAGGACAACUGGAUAGUUAAUGCAGGAGUACUGAGAGGUUAUAGUGUAUAUUAAGAUAAGCUACAGAUAAUCUAUAGAAAGGCAACAUUUCCAGUCAUCUGGAAUUAAAACCCUGAUGGUGUGGAUGGUUGGAUGGAUGGAUGGAUAGAUGGAGGGAUUUCUUUAAAACAAAGUUAAAUCUACUUACAUUUACAUUUUUAUAGAUUGCUGUGUUUGAGUUAUUUAUGUUGGCCUAGGAGGUGAAAUUCAAUAAUUAACAGCAGGCUAAACUUGGAGAGAAGUCUAAAAAGAACUAUGGUGCAGUAAUGUCUUGUUUCUCCUGUUGUCCUAUCCUGUUAAACAUUCCAAACUUCCUCAGAUUUAUCUUGUGACAAUGUGGAGGGCCCCGACCCUCAAGAUGGGAACCACUUGUUUCAUGGUCCCUGAAUAGACCAUCUCAGUUCUAAUGGGCCUCAGUUAAACUAGUAACAGUAUAUUGUUUUAUUUAGUGUAACAUGUGAAAUAGGAUCUAAAUCAUCAGCAGUUUGGCCAAAUUGGUGUGAAAAACACUGUAUGUUCAGUAGUUCUCAAAUUGUGACCAGACUCACUGUAUGUUUUACAGGUCAGCAGAAAUAGGGAGAAAAAGGAGGCAUUUGAUGCUCUGGAAAUGGCAUGUAUUGUAGUACAGCUAAUUCUACCUUUAAAAAAGAUAAUAGAAAAUAUCAACUCUUACCUGAUUCAAAUUUACAAAAUCUUGAAUUUUAACAUUUUUUAGACAUUUUCUAAUGUAAUAACAUAAAUGAGAUAAUACACCAAGUCAACUAUUUAAACAAUGGAAUAGAAAUAUUUUACAUUUUCAACAUUGUUGAAAAUUAUGUAUUUAAAAAAGUUUUUACUCCUGUUCUGAUAUUGUGAUUGAACUCAGUAUUUUUCUAAGUUAAAUGUAAAAAGUUAAACAGCCUUUCAUGAAAACGCAGCCUGUGAAGAAUGAUGCAGUCUCAUCCAAAUCAUCAAAGAAUGAAAUAUGAGUUACAAUGUGAACAUAAAGCAGCACAAAUCUGCAGCCAGAGAGACAUGGUGUGGGGAUUUUAAACAGUGAUGAGAAGUUAAUCAUUUUUUAUUCAUUUGUAAUUUCCUGAAGGUGACUCUAUAGCAACUGUCCAACUUUGCAACUAUAAAAACUUAACGUAGCACUUGUAGCAUCAGAGCAAAUACUUAUACAUGUAAUGUGUGACCUGGUGGAAAUUCCAAUAAAAAAAUCUCCAUCUUUCAACUUGAACUUCACCUAUUUUGUAUCAUAUUUUGAACUUGACAUGUGAUUAAUUAUUCAUUUGAAUUUUGAUAUGUCUAUGAAAGAACAGUAAAAACCUGCUGUAAGACUAACAACACCUCUGUAAACAUCAUUCCUAAUGACAGAAGUAAUAUUUCCUAUUUAUGUACAUUUC